Colletotrichum chrysophilum is the source of this 1710-nucleotide messenger RNA. RefSeq lists its product as uncharacterized. Lineage: Eukaryota; Fungi; Ascomycota; Sordariomycetes; Glomerellales; Glomerellaceae. The record is from RefSeq and is a predicted model, not a curated record. The coding region runs from base 1 to 1710 and encodes 569 amino acids. Gene Ontology annotation, molecular function: transmembrane transporter activity. The transcript is spliced from 5 exons. Gene Ontology annotation, biological process: transmembrane transport.
AUGUUCUUCAAAAAGAACCAGUCCACAGAAUCCCAUGUGUCAGCGCAGCAAUCUGACGCUUCGACAUAUCCCAACCAAAACCCAGUCGUUGAAGACACCGAUAUGACAAUGGAAACACAGGAAGCAACCCAUACGAAGACGAAUCAAUCCGAAGAUGUCCAAUAUCCUUCAGGGCUGAGUCUUGUUUUGGUCCUGGGCUCCCUGUUCAUUAGCAUGUUUCUAGUUUCGCUUGAUCGAUUGAUUAUCACGACCGCUAUUCCUAAAAUUACCGAUGAAUUCGACUCUGUAACCGACGUCGGAUGGUAUGGCUCUGUCUUCCUCCUGACAACCUGCGCAUUUCAACUGCUCUUCGGCAAAAUAUACUCCUUCUAUAGCAUCAAGGCGACAUUCCUUGUCUCGGUACUCCUCUUCGAAGUUGGUUCCGCAAUCUGUGGUGCCGCUCCCAGUUCCGAUGUCUUUAUUUUUGGUAGAGCCCUGGCAGGUGUUGGCUCGGCGGGAAUCCUCACAGGCGUGAUCAUUGUAAUCGUGCACGCCGUGCCUCUCCAUAAGCGACCCAUGUACCAAGGCAUGUUCGGCGCUGUCUUCGGCAUCGCCUCGAUCAUUGGGCCUUUGGUUGGAGGUGCUUUCACAACAAGGCUUACAUGGAGAUGGUGCUUCUAUAUCAACCUUCCUUUCGGCGGAGUCGCUGCCUUGGUGAUUGUCUUCCUCUUGAAGCUCCCCGACAGAGAGGCAAGCACGCUCUCCACCAAGGCCAAGUUGGCGCAGUUGGACUUUUACGGAACCUCGGUGCUUAUCCCCGGAACCGUCUGUCUGCUGCUGGCAUUGCAGUGGGGCGGAUUGACCUAUGCUUGGAACAACGGACGUAUUGUUGCGCUUCUUGUACUCGCCUGCGUGCUUCUGAUUGGCUUUGUUAUGGUCCAGGUCUUCUUGCCCAAGACAGCAACUAUCCCUCCCAAAGUUUUCAAGCAGCGAAGCAUCUUGGCAGGUGUCUUUGCAACGUUCUGCAUCGGAUCGCAGAACAUGAUCAUAAUCUAUUACCUGCCCAUCUGGUUCCAGGCCAUCCAAGGAGUCUCUGCUGUUGAAUCAGGCAUUCGCCUGCUCCCACUGGUGCUGUCCAUGGUCGUUUCGUCGCUGAUGACGGGAGGACUCAUUCGCCGAACCGGUUACUACACGCCGUUCCUCAUCAUCGGAGUCUGCUUCAUGAGCGUUGGCGCUGGACUCCUGAACACCCUGCAACUGGAUACUCCCAGCGCCAAGUGGAUCGGGUACCAGAUUCUAUACGGCUUCGGCACCGGCUGUGCCUCUCAGGUCCCCAACAUCGCCGCUCAGACGGUACUUCCGAAGAAGGAUGUGCCCAUCGGCACCUCCCUCAUGUUCUUCUCUCAGCUCCUUGGAGGUGCCAUCUUCAUCUCCGUGGGCCAGAACGUCCUCAACAACCAGCUUCUUGAGCGUUUGUCGUCGGUCCCGGGCUUCAAUUCGGCCUUGAUAGAGAGCAGCGGUGCCACCUCCCUGACAGAUCUGCCAGCUUCGGUCAAGCAGACUGUUUUGGUUGGCUACAAUGAGUCGUUGCGUGUUGUCUUCCGGCUUGGACUCAUCUUGACCUGUCUCUCGAUUCUUGGGGCUUUGGCGAUGGAAUGGCGGAGCGUCAAGCAGAAUACAAAGAAGGAAGUGCCAAAGGCUGAGGAAAGCCAGGCAGCUGAAAAGGUGUAG